UACACGAGUGUAGUCCAGUACUCAUUCAUUCAUCCUGCAUAUAUGUACAUAUAUACUUGAGACAUAUAUAUGUACAUAUAUAUCGGACAGUUGAGUAGUCUGAGUACUUACAUCUACAUAGGACAGAUAGCGAGAUCAUCACAUCUAAGCCUAAAAGUAUUUAGCAGUGGGGCUCGCACACCAACACAGCAGCGGCGCAUCUGCACACGGGCACUACACUCACACAGCGAGAGCUUACACGGACUUAUAUAUUAGUGCCGCGGUAAUGUCGGGAAGUGACAGCCCAACGUUUUUUCACGGCCAACCUUGGUCCAGCUGGAUCGAAAGAAUCGGCAGAGACAAGCCACUGAGUGAUGAGGAACCAGAAGCUGAACCAGCGAGCUCCGUUACUCGCCUCUCGGCAGAUGACAUUGAUCUCUAUGGAUUCUGCCCGGAGAGAGACACAUUCUAUGGCGUCGUCUGCGAAAUUUGCAAUGCUAUCGUCAAACCUCAGGCUCUCAUUCAACAUAUGGAGAGCCGACAUUCCUCGGGAACAGUCAACUUACCACCACCAUCAACACCAGCGUCUAAAACCCCCGUGAAAACCCCAUAUUGCAAAGUCUCGAAGCUCACAAAAAAGGGCCAACCUACGACGCCCUCCUCGGCAGGGACCGCCGCUGGCGGGGGGACUAGCUCAAACACGAGCAAUUCGAAAAUCAACCACUCGUCUGUCAAAAGAAACGCCGAGCAAGCGAAUCUCCAGCAGCCGGCGUUGGCAAACGCGUCGCCGCGGUCUCCGCUCGAGCCGAUUGGGAUCUCCGGGAACUCAUCAGUCAGCGGGGUGCCCUCCAGUCCCGUCAAAAGCCCCGGCAGCAAUGGGAACAGCAACAGCAGCAACAACGGCGCGGCAAACUCGAUCGGCACAACGUCUGCGUCCGCGACAGGACCUGGACAGAGGCGGAAACGCCUCAAAGCAGAUCGCGGACUCGUCAAAGACCGCGAGUACGACCCGGACAGGCACUGUGGUGUCUGGAUCGAAGACUCGGGGAAAACCUGCACCAGGUCCCUCACCUGCAAGGCUCACACGGUCUCGUUGCGCAGAACAGUCAUCGGUCGGAGCAAAAGCUUCGACAAGCUCCUCGCCGAUCAUCGGGCUUCGAAGGAGCUCCCGAAUAGGACACCGAAAGUAACCGUCACUGGGACCGUCACCGUAUCCACGGCUUCUGUUUCUGCAUUGACCGGAAGUUCCGGGGUGACUGCUGGUGUUGGUGCUGUUGGAACCACCACUGACACAGAUGCUCCUGGUUCACCGCCUGUUUUAUCUCUGCCGGACACUUAUCCACUGCCAAAGGCUGUUGAUUUGCUUUAUCGGUGUCUGGCCCCGCAUGGCUCCACUAAACCUACUAAGCUGGAAGAGGAUUUUGCAAAUGAGGAAUUAAGACUGGAGGCCUCAAGGUCAGCUGCUGCCACUGCUGCCACGGCAUCCUCAUCCCCGUCAACUGCCCCAUCAUCAGCGUCAACCACAUCCAAGUCAAUGCUGCCGCCAAUAUCCGUGGUCCUGCCGUCCCUGUCGCCGAUAGCCAACGACACGCCUCAGCACAUAGCAACACUCAUUCCCGUCACCUCGAGUCUCUCCUCGGUUGUUUCAGCGUCGCUGGCGGCUCCCCAAGCUCAACUACCCAGUACCGUGCUCGAGGGAGAGACCACUGGAGACGACGAGUCCGAGAGCAUGACUCUCUACUCGCCAGUCUCCAUUUUCAAAGACACAAAGUCCCAAGUUGUCAUGCAAGUCCCUCGAUCCAACAACACCAUCACCGCCAACAACUCAAUCAGUAACAGCAACAGCUUGCUCCAGUCGCCUGUGCAACACCAGUCAUCAGCAGCAACAGCAUCAUCAUCCAGAAACAGUUAUCAAGGCUCGUCGAUGCCCAGUCUUGCAUUCGAUGACCAACUGGAGCAUCCUAAGCUCGCCAAUGGCAAAAGGCUCAACAAUAACAGCAACAUCAACACAAACCAUAAUAAUUCUCUUCUUCUCAGUCCCAUUGGCAGUAGCAGCAGCAGCAGCAGGUCCUCCAAGCGUAGCAAGCAUGACUACCAGGCGGAAUUCCCUAGAGCUAUCCAGGUAGAAGCAACCACAACUUCUACGCCCUUUUCAUCACACUUCAGUGAUAUCGCCUGGUCAAAUUGCCAUCCGGAACCUCUCGCGGUCAGCCGCUGGCUCCGUAUCACCUCCAGCCGUAAGCAGUACAACUUCAAUAUUCACUGACAUAAGAUCCCACCCACUCCGGGCUGAGGACUCGAACAUGCAGCUGCUGAUAAUGAUGACCGUAUGCCUUGUUUGCUUCUUCGCCAGUUACUGCAGUGCCGAGUCCAAAGCCCGUCGAGUGGGGUCACUAACAUUCGUCAUAAUCAUAACAAUCAUCAACUCUAGCUUUUUUUUUUUUCUCAAUUAUCACUAUCGCUACUAUCAAUAUUCAAGAGUUUUAAAUUCAAAUUAAAAUAACUUUUUAACAAAUGACGAUUGAAUUGAUUUCUUCCGGGCUUUUUUUAAAAUGAUUAUUGGGAUUUAGUGACUUUUAAUUCGCAAAAAAAAAAAAAUUAUUUUAAAUGUGCAUGACUGCUGUAUAUAAUCACGGCUUAGAUUGUUUUUUAAUACUGUAAAUAUUUAUUAUUAUUAUUAUUAUUAUUUUUUAUUAAAUUGACACUAGGAGUUAGCUACAAGUAAAAAUUACGUCGCGAAACAUUCGUAUUAAAUGUUUAUAUUUUUUUAUUAUUAAUGUGAUCUCUUUGUUUUUUUUGUCUCUGUCAUUAAUUAUGCACGCGAAUUAGUAUAAAUUAAUAAUAUUAAAUUUUUUUUACUUUAAAUGAGUACGGGUAUUAAAUAAUUAACAAAAACACUCCAUUUUUAAAAAUACUUACAUAUAAUUUAAUAAAAAUUGCAUUUACGUUAGACAAUUAUUAUUAUUUAAUUAUUAAAAAUAAUUGCAUCGAAUUAAUAAUUAAUCGCCUAAAAAUGUUAACACUUUUAAUUUAUAAAUUACGCAUAACAAAAAUAAAUAAUUAGAUAUAAUUAUACAUAAAUUAAAUAUUCGAGGCUAUUUGUUUGUAAUUAAAUUAAAUUAAAUAUUAAUAAUAAUGUAUAAUUAUAUUUAGUUAUUAAUCAGUCUAAUUAAUAUUAAGGCAUCUUAAUAUUAAUCACAAAUAAAUCGAACAAACAAUUAAAAAAAAAUAAGUCCAUUCAUAAUUAACGAGUAUUAGUUAUUGCUAGUAUUCAUUUAAUAAAUAUGUCCCGUGUGAGUUGUUAUUAUUAUUAUUAUUAUUAUUAUAUUUAAUUAUAAAUGCUCAAUAAAAAUAGACGAAUGGCAAUAACGUCAAACAUAUAAAUAAAUAUAUCCCACACGUUAAGUCAAGUCAGUUAUGUAUGUAAAAUAAUUUAUAAUAACAGUAGUGUUUGUAAUUAUUGUUAAUCUAAGACUGCUCCUGUCCGUGUUUUUUUUUUUUUUUAAUUGCAAAGACACUUAUUUUCAUUCGUACGCUUAAAAAUAUGUGUAUACUCUUUUAUCAAAGUUAUAAUGAUAUUAUAUUUGAUUUAUUAUUUAGUUAUUUUAAUUAUUAUAUGUAUAGAUAUGUAAUGUGUGUUAAAUUUAAUCUGAGACCUUUGGGUUUUUACAAAUACCUCGAUAAAUCUUUGCCUCAUAAUAAAUAAUUUUUUAUUUCGCGUGAAUGAAAAGAGAUGGAAAAGUUAUUAAAACAAGUAACUUUUUAAAAGUCGAGUUCUAAUUAUUUAAUUUUUGGUGUAAAAGCUGAUUAAAAUGGCAGGGUUUUAAAACUUGCAAACAAUCCGCCAGAGUCGGAAAUGGCGUUAGCAUUGAAAAGCUAUAACUUUUAACCUCAAAAUUUUUGAAUUACUUUUGGAAAAGUAGAGCGCGACUUUUAAAUUUAUUUCACGUGAAUGAUAAGCGAUGAAAAAGUUAGUAAAAAAGUAAUUAUGUAAGAGUCAGGCUCUAAUUGUUUAAUGUUUCGUGUAAAUGCGUGUUGUAAAAAAAUGGCGGGGUUUCAAAACUUGGAAACAAUCCGCCAGAGUUAAAAAUGGCGUUAGCGGUAAAAAGUUUUAACUUUAAACCUAAAAAUUUAUAAAAUAAUUUUGGAAAAGUGGAGCUAGACUUUUAUAUGAUUGAAAAAAAGGUAUGACCGAGUAGUUUCCUCAUAGAUUGUGAUAUUUAUGCGUAAUGUAGGAUACUGAGGAAAAAUAGGCUAAAAAAUGUCCCUGCUGUUGAUUUUUCAGAGUUAUGUGCUUCCUUGUAUACUUUUAUUAAUUUAAUUAAACAACUAAUUCCUUUUGUUUAAAAUCUAAACUGACUCUCUGAAAAUCAACAAGGUUUAAAAUUUUAAAAAUUGCUAAACUUGCCAUUUAAAAGUAUAUUUAUGAGCAGUUGGGCAGCUUUACUUAAAAAUUAAAGUGUUCAGUGACAUUUUUAUUUAUAAAACUUUGUAAAUCCGGUGUAAAUUACAAGACUCGUCGGUUUAAUUAUUUUAUUAAACUUAAAAAAAAAAAAAAUAUGCUUGUGUUAAAUUUAAUCGGCGAGUUUUGUAUAUUUGUUUACUAAUUACUUUGUUUGUUAUAAAAAGUACAAUUAAGAUGAGUGAGAUAUUCCAAAUAAUUGUGCAUCUGUAGUCUAAUCGUAUUGGUAGUACAUGUAGAAUUAUUAUUAUUAUUAAAAAUAAAUAAUUAAAUAAAAAGAAAAUAAUAGAUUGCGUGAUUAAGUUGUUAGGCGACUAGUUAUAAAAAACGAUUGAUAAACAAUGAGAUGACGUAUUGUUCACAUGUAUUAGAUUUAAUUAUUAAAAGUGUAUGUACAUAUAGAAAGAAAAAGUAAAAAAAAACAAACUGACGUAAGAUUGUAAAAUAAAUUACAAUUACCUAUAGUCUGUUUUUGUGGAGAGUAAACGCGGAUUGUUGUAGAUAAUCUACGUAAUAAAAAUAAAAACAAACAAAAAAAAUAUUAAUUAUUAUUAAUAUUGAUAAUUAUAAUAGAACAUAAUAGUAAAUAAUGUCAUUUAUUUUUUUACAUGUCGUAGAAAGCUCUUCCGUAAUUAUAAAAAAAAAACACUACCAUUUUUAUUAUUAUUUUUAUUUUAUUAUACCGCGGAAUGUGAAAUGAAUAAGUCAAGUCAUUAUGGUAAUUUUAGCGACUUGCGUUUUCUCGGUUAUUCAAAUACUUAGAAGUUUGCCGUUUGAAUUAUUACCUUUGCUAUUUAUUGUAACUAUUUGUUUUGUUUUUUUAUAUUAAUGUACUUAGAUAACUAGGCGUCAGUUAAAUACUAGAAUUAACACUUGAAUAAAUAAAUUUUAUUCGCGUAAUGACUUGGGUUCAUUUCAUGAUCCAUCAAUAAUUUUUUAAAUUUUAACAAAACGUUUGUGGCAUUUAAUUAAAAUAUAUGUUUUAUAUUUAUUUAUAUAUUAAGUCUUUUUUUUCCUUUUUCCUUAGGCACUAAUUUAUUAACACUUUUUUUAAAUUUAUUUAUUUAAAUAAUUGAAAAUUGUUAAGAAAUAAUCGAAAAGUGGUGAAAAAUAAAAAUUAAUUAAAUUUCUGGGAUUAUAAUACAAAAACAGGAUUAAUUUAAAAUUACUAAUAAUUAAUAAUAAAUAGGCUUCAUAUAUAUGAAAUGAUAAAAUAAAUAUGGCGACUUAACCUUAUUUAGCCGCCAUUUUGUCGACAAGUAACUCCAUUUUGUGUUCGUCUACUUGUCUGCUCUUUUAAAAAUAAAAAACAAAUUAAUCCAUGAAAUAAAUGUAGACCACAAAAAAAGGACACUUCCUUAAUUCUUUUAUAAAUAGUAUUACUACAAUAACAUAAAAUAUAUACGACAUUAAUAGAAAAAACAUAAAAACUAAGCCAAAUCUUUAAUUUAUAAUUAAAACUAAUGGAUUUUUUAUAAAUUAAUCAUUUUCAUAAUUAAUAUUUAUAUCUUAC
Microplitis demolitor is the source of this 5954-nucleotide messenger RNA. Its product is annotated as ataxin-7. The transcript is spliced from 6 exons. The record is from RefSeq and is a predicted model, not a curated record. Bases 266 to 2245 code for a protein of 659 amino acids. Lineage: Eukaryota; Metazoa; Arthropoda; Insecta; Hymenoptera; Braconidae.